Molecule: messenger RNA, 960 nt
Organism: Strongyloides ratti
Lineage: Eukaryota; Metazoa; Nematoda; Chromadorea; Rhabditida; Strongyloididae
Product: Nematode cuticle collagen, N-terminal domain and Collagen triple helix repeat-containing protein
Exons: 2
Coding region: 1-960 (319 amino acids)
Molecular function (GO): structural constituent of cuticle
Source: RefSeq, a predicted model, not a curated record
AUGGAAGGUAAAGAUACACCUCAACAUAGACAAAUGCGUAGUAUUGCUUUUAUAGCAAUAGUCGUUUCAACUGCUGCUGUUUUUGCUUCUGUUGUUACAUUACCAAUGCUCUACAAUUAUGUUCAAUCAUUACAAACUCAUCUUUUAAGUGAAACUGACUUUUGCAAGGUAAAAUCAAAAGAUAUGUUGCUAGAAGUUACUGCAUUACAAAUUGGAAAAAGACAAAAUCAUAGAAUAAAAAGAGGUUGGCUUUUUGGUCAAUAUAUUGCUGAUAAAGAUAAUCAAAACAAUGGAGGAAGACGUGUUUCAAUGAAUGGUGGUGGAAAUAUGGGAGGAGGUUAUGGUGUUGCUGUUAAUGCUGAACCAGAACAAGUAUGUUGUACAUGUCAUCAAGGUCCACCAGGACCACCAGGACCACCUGGAGUAGAAGGUCAACAUGGAAAUGAUGGAAAUCAUGGUAAAGAUGGUCAACCAGGAAAGAAUGCUGAAUUAAUACCAGCUCAACCAUAUGAACCAUGUAUAAUUUGUCCAGUUGGUGUUGUUGGACCACAAGGACCAAUGGGACCAAAAGGACCACCAGGACCAAAAGGAUCACAAGGAGAAAAUGCUAAACCAGGUUUGAAUGGUGAAAAAGGACCACAAGGAGCUGAAGGAACUCCAGGAAGACCAGGUAGACCAGGACCAAAAGGCGCUCCAGGUGCUGCAGGAAGACUUAUAUAUGUUCAAGGACCACAAGGACCACAAGGUAUCAAGGGAGUACAAGGAAUACCUGGAGUUAAAGGACCAAAAGGAGCACCAGGAAAUAGUUAUCCAGGACCACCAGGACAACAAGGAGAUCAAGGUGCACCAGGAAGAGAUGGAAGAGCUGGACAAGGAGGACAAAAAGGACCAAUUGGUGAACAAGGUGAAGUUGGAUCAUGUGAUCACUGCCCUGCUCCACGUUUACCACCAGGUUAUUAA